Diachasmimorpha longicaudata is the source of this 8141-nucleotide messenger RNA. It is a transcript of the gene Elys, whose product is annotated as protein ELYS. NCBI's taxonomy places the organism in Eukaryota, Metazoa, Arthropoda, Insecta, Hymenoptera, Braconidae. The coding region runs from base 109 to 7503 and encodes 2464 amino acids. The transcript is spliced from 4 exons. The record is from RefSeq and is a predicted model, not a curated record.
GUCCUUAAUUGAUACAGACGGAGUGAACAUAACCUCAAGAACGAGAUCAACGGCUUCAUCAAUGCUGGAUUCAGCGGGCGGAAGGGGAUUGUGAUUUCUUUUGGAAUUAUGAAUGAUUUGGAGGACACACACUGCGAGGUUCGCAGAUCCGUGGACCUUCAGCUUUCCCCCCUCUCCUCAAAAACCUCCCUCGAGGAUGACGCGUCCCCCCACUCUCCCUCCCCCUCAUCCACCCUGGGUGGAUUUUUCCCAGACACCCACUACUGUUACAUCACCAAUUUUUCACGCCUGACCGUCUUCAACACUCGAACGGGCGCAAGCAUCUCCUCCUGGACAUUCCGCCAUCGAAUAUCCUCAGUCUGCCCCUUCCCCUCUCCCCCAGGUCACAUUCCCCUCCUCCUCGUGGGCCUCGACAAUGACGCACUUCGUCUGCGAGAAUCCCAAGGGCUCAUCUGCGUCUUCGACUGCACGAUAUCUCAAGUUCUGCGGGCGAUAAGAACUCCGUCAGGCGUCGAGCACCUCUGCAUCAUCACGGGGGGUGCGUCUUGGGAGGAUCCUGAUGAUAAACGGCUGGAUGUUCUCCCUGGAGCCUCGGGACUGGCCUGUGUGGCCCUGAGGAGCUUCGAUCACUUGAUUAUUGAUCUUCGUCGCAAUUCCUGGGAGGACUCGCGAGCUUGUCCCGUUUAUGCUGAAGCGAAUCCGGCAGAACUGGAGACCCAGGAACCCUCCACUACCCUUAGACAUCGGAAUCGCGAGCGCCAUGCUUUUCACAAUCUCAUGUCUACGAGAAUUGAAAGGUAUAUUUCCUUCAAACGUGAGGAUUUCGAGUCCUCCCCCCUGCAGGAUCCCCUCACAACAUUCCUCACCUGUUCACGAAAAAUCGGGUGUAUCGUCUCCGCAUGCCUUGGUCAUGUAGUCCUGUGGCAGCUCGAUGGAGUAGUCAGAUGGAUCAGUCCCCCCCUGGAAGACAACAUUCAGAUAAGUCAUCUGGCCGUUUUAGAACCGACUGACGAUCCCAGACCCUUUUGCUACCUCUGGGUAGCCCAUCAAGACGACACCCUGGUGUCCCCAGUCCUCAGAAUGUUUGCAAUGCUCUUCGAACGAAAGUACUUGUACAGAGGAUCCAAUCAGUACUUCAAUCUUGAGGGAGAGCCUUCGAUGAAACUGGAGCUCGAUCUGGAGGAUGGAGCCAGGGUGGUCAGUCUGUAUCCUAUCGCAAGGGACAGCAGCCUGGAAACGGAGUCGGGGACAAAAACUCCUGAGAACAGUCUCUUGUUCAUCAGUACAGAGGGGAGAACUUUUUUGUUCGAUCUGAAUCAGUGGUAUAAAGAGCAAAUGCCAAGAACUCUUGGAGACUCCACGAAUGCCGACACUAUUAUGGCGACCUACUCCACCAGGUCAGAGAGACAAUCGCCAGAGAAUUUUGUCGUUAGCUGCUGCCCCGUGCCAUUGACACUGCGAGAAUUCUCAGCACCUGGUCAGGGCUCCCCAGAGGAGUUUUUCUUUCCAAAUUCUUUGUCCUUGGAAUGGAUUGAGUUGACAACAGCUAGGAUAACAACGUGGGUAACGCGAGGCGUCCAAUCCCAGUUGCUGAGGGAGAUGAUCACGUCAGGACCAGUGAUAAUGCUGCAUCCAUCUGAGACAUUCCACAGAUGUGUCGCUGUUGGUCUUAUUCCCUUCAAUGGUGAUUCGUCGUUCAACAGUGAGCCUGAUUCACAGAGGGAUUCCUUGCUGAGCCUCUGUCUGGAGCAACGCUGGACGACCUUCCUCAUGAGGUGUGUCAGGGAGUGGAGUGAUGGAAGUGCCGCCUAUUUAUUCCCCUCGUUCGUAAGGUGGACUGUUCAGAGAGCUUCGACGAUCAAACUCACGGCUCACGGGCUCUGUAUUCCCCUGUUUGACCAUUCGGGGAGCAGUAUUGGAGAGGCUGAAGUCAAGACACUGAGGUCUUUCUCUCAGCAGAUGGAGUGUCUUUCCAAUGUUGUGGAAAAUCUCCCAGUUGCCACGCAGGAUCAGGACCUGCAGCAACGCGCUUUGAAGAGGAUUACGGUAUAUCUUCAGGUACUCCUGUGGUUUUUCGACGUGGGCUUGUUACCAGAAUCCCAGGACGUAGGCGAGGAGUCUCUACCCAUCUCCAUAGAUGUGAGAAUUCCCUAUCCAGCAGAGAAACUGAUUUCCAUCUAUCAGGAAAAACGAUCGAAGUAUCAGAAGGAGGGAGUAAAUAAAUCCGAAAAAGAGGAGGAUCUAUUCAUCGACGAACUGAUCAGUCGAGACUGCAGUGGAUUGAUUUCCCAAUGGGAACGAGAGGCUACACAGACCCUGUCUGACGGUAGAUAUCCUCCUCCAUCCCUCCAAUCUCUGUUAAGAAGCAUCUUGACGGACUGUUACCACCAAGACACCAACGAAAUGGAGAAUAAGCAUCAGAUAAUCAUCUAUCUGCUGAUGGACCUGGUGAUGCUGCUUCAGGGAUCGUGUCCCAGUGUCGAUCAAUUGGUAAAGUAUCCAGCUGCCUUCAAGCUCAGCCCAAGCUUGAUUAAGCUUACUCAGGCACUCUGGCUCCUCGAUCACGAGGAUUAUCACGGCUUCUUGGAGAUAAUGACCGGACAACUGGUGUGUGAUUCCGAUGUCAAGGACUGGCACCACAAAUUGGUGAUAAGAACGUUGAUCAGAAGCUGUCAGAAUAAACUAGCUCUGAUUUAUCUGAGAAUUAGAAAGCCUCCACUGUCUUCUCUCGAUGAACAGGGCACUGUAAUCAGUCUCUCAGUGGAGCACGGACUAGUCCAGUCAGCCUUUCAUCGAAGACCUCCCUCUCACUACAACCAUCUGCUGAAGAGAUUCUUCAAAGCGUGCAAAGACAAUAAUCGCCUCAAUGACAUCCUCCAUCUCGCUAUGGACUCAGAAGAGGAAGAGACUUUUAUUCAGUUCCUCGAGGAGGAAAAAUGCGAGGAGACGAGAUUGCUUUACUACCUCCAGAGGUCUAGGUAUAAUGAAGCUGGAGGUGUCAUCCUCGGGCAGAGAAAUUCAUCCAGGGCGACUUCAUCCUCCGCUGUUUUUAACGCUUACAAUGCAACUCUUCCGGCUGUCACCCGGAGAUUUACUUCACAAUUGGGGAGGAAGAAUACUCAGGUAGAGCCCGAGGGCAAUUAUCCCAGACCGUUGUCUCACAUCAAGAGUAGAUCGAGGAUUAGAGAGAUGCAUGAUGCUGUCAUCAGGAAGGCCAGGGAAACGUUCACCAGAGGCGAUAGACUCCAGAUUCCCUUUGUCACAGCUCCUUCGUUAUCUUUGAGAGCUCGUGAUGCUAGGAACGAAGGAAAUUGCGUCAUGUUUGCGGACAGGAAAUCGUAUGGAAAAAGAACCCACGAUCAGAUGAGGACUGAGGAGACUCAAGACAGCGGCGGUCCCAGAAAGAGGAGGAAGACUGAGGAGAAGAAUGACGACAGCAGACAGCUCAGUAUCAGCAUGGUAUUUGAUACACCAUUGAUCAAGAGGAAGAAUCAGAUGAGUGGUAGGGAUACUGCUACUGGGACUCCUCACUCAAUUCUCAAAAUGAGGAGGAUGAUACAGGAGUCUCUUUCACCGAAAACAUCGCCCACUGAGGAGGAGAGGGAGAAGAGGCCUAGGCAAAUUAGGUUCAGUAUCAAUCAACCGAGGCUUGAGGAUUCGUCUGUUGACGGAGAUAUCGAAGGUGCUGAAGGAGAUCAGCAACAGGAAGAAGAGGAACAGACAAAUCCGGACAAUUCAAAUCCAGAAGCCAGUGAUAGUCUGCAGAGUCCCGAAACCAGUGCUCAGAAUGUGGGACAGAGUACAAUUCUCUCAAACGAUUCAAACCUGUCGUUCCCACUCCCUGGACCCCGUCGUCGCCCCAGUCUUCGAAAAACUCUUGACGAAGAUCUUUUGAGGAAGUCGUUGAGACAGUCAAUGCUGAAUAGAGACUCAUCCCUGGACUCUGAUGGACUUUCCUUGGAUAAUUCGGUGUCUUCUGAUAUUGUCUCCAGUACUCUGUUGCAGCCAAACACUCCCAGGGCGUCUAAUCGCUUUGAUUCAGUCGUUUGUGCAUCGACUGUGCUGUCUCCUGGGUCUAGUUAUGAAUAUUCCCUGGAGGAUAUCAAGAAGAAUGGGACAACCUGUUCGAUAAACUCUGCCGAAUCGUCAAAGGAGUAUUCUUCUGGGCUCGAAGAGGGCGAGAGCGACGGUCUCGAUGACGUGGAGAGUAUCGUCGAGGAGGUUGUCACGACGACGUCGAUAACUACAACGACUGUUGUUCGAGAGGAGUUUUCUGUUGACAGGACUGAGUUGAACGACAAUACGGAUAAUGAAUCCAAUGUCGAAGGGGAUGAGAAGAGCUAUUACUCGAUGGAAAUUGAAGAGCGAAUUGUGAUGGCAGAAACAUCGCGAAGUGAUGUUGCCAUCUCAGCAGAUGUCCAUAAACAAACAGAAGAAGGAAAAUCUGAAGGGGAUCAGGAGGAUCCGGAGCAGUUACCAUCAGACGAUUACGACGAGGAACUCCUAGCACUGAAGUAUGAGGAUGAUGAUGAUAACGACGAUGUGUUCAAGAGUCUAUCGAAUUCGAUUGAAAUUAAUCGAGAUCCAACUCCAGAGGUCAGUGCUCCUGAAUGCACCAAGAAGACAGUGACGAGUCGUUUCAACGAAGAAUUCAACAUCACUGAUGACGAGUCGAGGAGUGUUGAUGAGAGUCUUUUCACGAGGAAACAAAUCCAGGAUGACAGAAGGGAUUCGGGACUGUUGAGGCCAGAGUCCGCGAAUAUUACUGAUGAUGAGAGUGAACCUGAGGAUGCUGGAGAGUCAAGGAGUGAUUGGAAGGAGAAUGAAGUCUACAAAAAUGAAAAUAACUCAUCUGUUGUUGUUAAAUCUUCCCCUGAAAACUCAAGAAUUCACGACAAAGUUCAUGAAGAAGUUGAUAAUGAAGAUUUUGCGGUUGAAUCCUCCGCUGGGUUAUCGGAAACCCCAGAGGUUUCACCAGAGAAACCGGAGGAGGAAUUUAUCGAAGAUUCGACACCUGUGAGAAUGACGAGAUCACGAAGAGGAUCAUCAGUGGCCCCAGAGACUUCUGAGGUUUCAAAAACUCCCAGGACACGUCGUGCAUCCUCGCUUGUUCAGGAUAUUCCAUCCCCCAAGACUUCAGCAGCAUCUCAGGAGUCUCCUGUGACUCCAGUAAAACGUAUAGGAAAACGAGCUACAUCGCUGGUUAAAGAAGUGUUGACGUCUACGUUGCUGGCUUCCCCGGCUCUUGGGGAUGUUCAGGAGGCGCCAGCGAGGAUAUUUAGGAGGAAAGAAUCUGAGCCUUCGAAGGAAACAACGACAGGAACUGUUGAAGAGAUUCCUGAGGAGUCUGAGCCUGUAAAGACAGGAAGGGGGAGACGAGCAGCUUCUGUUGUUAAAGAAGGAACUCCCAGGAUGAUUCGAGGAACAUCAACAGCACGUGAUGAUGAAACCCCAGUUCGGGAAGCUGUUGAAGAAGCUAGUGAAAAAGCUGAACCUGUGAAAAAGGGGAGAGCCAGACGAGGAGCUUCCGUUGUUAAAGAGGGAACUCCCAGGAUGACUCGCGGACCAUCAGUAGCAGAAGAAGAUGUGUCCCCACGUGGUGAGCGCCCUAGCGAAGUUAGUGAAGGUACUGAGUCUGUGAAAAAAGGAAAGGGACGACGGGGGCCUUCUGUUGUUAAAGAAGGAACUUCCAGGAUGACUCGAGCGACCUCAGUAGCACAGGAAGAUGAAUCCCCAAGUGGUGAGGCUACCGAAGAAGCUGGAAAGAAGAUGGAACCUGUAAAGGAAGGGAGAACAAAGCGAGGGGCUUCUGUUAUUAGGGAAGAAACCCCCAGGAGACUUCGAGGGGCAUCAGUGGCACGUGAUGAUAAAUCUCCGGCUGGUGAGACAGCUGAAGGAGCCGGAGAGGCUUCAGAGCCUGUGAAGAAAGGAAGAGGAAAACGAGGAGCUUCUGUUGUUAAGGACGGAAUUCCCCGGAUGACUCGAGGAGCAUCGAUAGCACAAGAAGAUGAGCCUCCCGGUGGUGAGGCUGCUGAAGAAUCUAGUGAAGAAGAUGGGAAUGUGAAAAAGGUGAGAGCUCGGCGAGGGGCUUCCGUUGUUAAGGAAGGUACUCCCCGGAUGACUCGAGGCUCAUCAGUAGCAAAAAAAGAUGACUCUCCAGGCGGUGCGGAUUCCAAAGAAGUUAGUGAAGCAGGGGAAUCCGCGAAGAAAGGCAGAGGAAAACGAGGUUCAUCUAUUGCUAAAGACGCAGAUGAAUCAUCAUUACCCCCCAGACGAACGCGAGCUGCAUCAGUUACUGAGGAAGACCCAAAACGGCCGAAACGAGAGAGAACAACUUCGUCUUCCUCACAAGCGAACGAGGAAAUUGCUGAAAAGACAAGAAAAACUCGUGCUGCAUCAUCUUCUGACCAGAAAGACGCUGAAAGAAUAAAAACGAAGCGCGGGAGAGCUGCAUCAACGUCGGAUGUGAAUGAAGAAGCAGUGGACAGACCCAGGAGGCUUCGUGCGGGAUCGGUGGCAUCAGAAGUUUCAGAGGAGGCUGCAAAGAAGAGGAACACGAGAAGUGCUUCAGUGGUCAAAGACCUGGACGAGGGAAAGAAGAGAUCCAAGAGAACAGCAUCAACUUCUUCGGGUGGUGAGGACGAUCUCAAGGAGGAGGAGGAGCCGAAGAGAACGCGACGAGGAGCUUCACUUGUGGAGGAGGUGGAGGGCAAGAGGAAACGUGGGGGAUCAGUCACGAAGGAUUCUCAUGGUGUCGACGCGUCGAUUUCCACCAGAAGAGCUACACGAGGGGCUUCAGUCAACAAGGACGAGGAAGAGGAGAAAAUUCCCACUCGUUCCACUCGGCGAAGAGGAUCUGUGCCGAAGGAGCUUCCCAGCGAACCUCUGCGGACUAGGCGAGGCGGCAGCAUUAUUAGGGAUGUGAUUCCAGAGGAGAAUAGUGAUGAGUCAGUUAAUGAGAGUGUUGGAGGGGCAAAGAAGGGGAGAGGGAGGAUUGAAGCGAUUCCUGAGGAGGAGGCGGAAGAGGAAAGGGGGACUAGUAGGACGAGGGGAAGAACGAGGAGAGCGAUGAGUGUCGAUUUAUCGCAGGAACACAUCAUUAGAGGAAAAGCGGGUAGGAGGAGGGCUGCUUCCGAGACGAAGGACCUGGAGGAGGAAUCUCUCGUGGAGAGACCGAGGAGGGCCAGGAGAGGAAAGGAAGAGGAGUUUCGGUUUGCUGAUCCUGAGGAGCCGAGAGGGGGACAGGGAACGGUGGAAGUUUUAGAUGAAUUCUCAAAUUUCGUCUUCUCCCCACCGGUUGUCCGAUCCAGGGAAAAUAUUCAGGAUCGUAGGGAAAUAGUCAAUUUUAUUCCUCCGCUGACGGAGGAAGAGAAGAAAAAUGCUCCAGUGAAAUCGAGAAUGAGUAGGAAUGAGGAUGCCAAGCAGAUCAGCAGACUGUCACACGUGCCUGGUUAUCGUACCAAAUUUGUACUACCAAAAUGGUCCCACGGUACGCCCAAGUAAAUAAAUUAAAUUCCCAGAUAAAAUGUUAAAAAUGUUUCCAUGAAACUGUUGGUGCUGACAACAUUAAAAAACUGGUAAACAAAUUUUUCGUUUAUUCUAUCAUUGUAAUCACAAGUGCAUUAUUGCAAGGGGGAUAAAAUUCUCUACGUUCCGACUGAAAGACUAGUUAGGAAAACAAUUAUACCGAUGGGUCAUUCUAGCAAUCUGAUAAUUAUUUUUCCUCGACGAUUGCUGGGCAAAAUGGCUCCUGCACUUGAAAUCAUUCUUAAAAAAUGUAAAAAUGUGGAAAUAUCUUUUCUUCAUUUCAUCUGCACUUCAAAGGUAAUUUGUUUUUUUUUUUUUCUUUAUUAAUUAAUGAUAUCGUUACCGUUUAAUUAGUCAUUCAGUUUCUCAUUAGAUUGUCAUUGUGUUUGAAAUGUGAAAGGUUUUUUUUUCUCAAGAUUUAUUUAAUUUUCAUUUCCGUGGGAAAAGUGAAAAUUUCAACAAUUUUUUUUAAUGAUUCAAGCGUGUGUUUUGUUCUGUUUUUCUUUUUCGUUUAUUAUUCGAAAAAAGUAAAAUCUUGUAACAUACAGUUGUAAAUAAUUUAUUGAUAUGCUCAUGUAUAGCUACGAUAAUGCAAUAAAAAUAUAAAAAAAUUA